UCCGGGCAUCGAGACCGCACAGCUGCCGCCGAAUUUAAAGAGAUAAGGAAUAGUUGUUUAAAAUAACACCUCUUGGUACCGUUGUCCAUAACCGUUUGAUUUAAGAGUGCAAAAUCGUGUAGGUGCAUACCAGUUGUUGGCUUUGAGUCACAGCGAGUUUUGUUUUCUCUUAUAGUUGGUGGAGAUCUUUUUUUCUGUUGCUGGCUAGCGCGCUAGCUAGCCAGCCACCCAAUGAGUAAAUGAUGGAAGCUAGCAUUAGCGAUACGUAACGCUACCUAGCUUGCCACCCGACGAAAAACUGAUUUGUCGACCGCUUUAUAUGUACAUAAAGCGUCAAAAGAGCCUGGAAAGCAGUCGAAUACUAUCUCAGUAGCAACCUACUGAACACAAUGGCUAAAAUUCAGGCACACAGCAACACGAAGCAAAUAAACCAAAUUCAGGACAAAGCCUAUGUUGUACAAAAACAAGUACAACAGCAGCACUUUCAAAAACUGAAGGUCGAAGAUGCCUUGUCAUAUCUGGAUCAAGUCAAAAUCCGGUUCGGAAACGAGCCGGGUAUAUAUAACAAAUUUCUGGACAUCAUGAAAGAAUUCAAGUCUCAAAGCAUCGACACCCCGGGAGUAAUAAACCGAGUGUCUCAGCUGUUCCACGGCCACCCAGACCUGGUGCUGGGCUUCAACGCCUUCCUGCCUCCCGGAUAUCGAAUAGAGAUCCCCAAGAAUGGCAUGGUGUUCCUGCAGUCCCCAUACUCUGCACAGAGUCCUCAGGGGCAGAGCAAGACUCUCGUUGGCACGACAGCAGCAGCAGCAGGAGGAGGAGGUGCAGGGGGGGGUGCAGGAUCGUCUGGAGUGCGUUCCUCCUCCUCAUCGUCCGCGGCCGGGGGCGAAGGUGGUCCCUCUUCAGCGGCUGGCGGCAGUGGAGAGCCAAUGGCGUCGCCCGAUAUCGUCUCUUCUCUGCCCGCUAUCUCGGGGGCUGCUGGGGGGCCCUCGGAGUCUUCGACCUCGUCGCGCCUCUCCUUGCCCCUCCCCCUCCCUGGCCGAGACGGUGCUGGCUCCGCCCACAGCGCCGCCGCCCAGCCAUCGGCUGGCUCCUCCCCCAACUCGGAGCCGAGCCCUGUGGAGUUUGAUAGCGCCAUCAGCUACGUCAACAAGAUCAAGAACCGUUUCCUGGACCACCCCGAGACGUACAGGAGCUUCCUGGAGAUACUGCACACCUACCAGAAAGAGCAGCUUGAGAUCAAGGAGAGUCGUGGGCGUGGUAGUGGGGUGAUGACGGAGGACGAGGUGUUCUCCAAGGUGGCCAGCCUCUUCAAGGGCCAGGAGGACCUGCUGGCAGAGUUCGGACAGUUCCUCCCCGACGCCAAGAGAUCCCUGUUCACCAGUAGCCCCCUGGCGGGCAAGGAGCACCUGAAGAAGGCGGAGGAGGAGGAGCUGAACAGGCAGAGCAAGAAGCGGCCCAGACCCAUGCUACUGCCACACAUGACACCGCUACUGAAGAAGAAGAUGAAGUUCUCCUGUGCCAAAGACCAGUCCUUCGCCUCCGUGGGGAAGCACGGAGUUCUCCGAGAGUUCUCCUUUUUCGACAAGGUGCGGCGCCUUUUCAAGAGUCAGGAGGUGUAUGAGAACUUCCUGCGCUGCAUUGCCCUCUUCAACCAGGAGGUGGUGUCUGCCGCCGAGCUGCUGCAGCUGGUCACCCCCUUCCUGGGGAAGUUCCCGGAGCUGUACUCGCAGUUCAAGUCGUUCCUGGGUGAGAAGGAGCUGUCCCAGGCGGCCGGGCUGUCGGGCCUGUCUGAGCGCUACAUGGAGGGCGGAGGGGGCCGAGAGGUGGACUACGCAUCCUGCAAACGCCUGGGAUCCAGCUACAGAGCUCUGCCCAAGACAUACCAGCAGCCCAAAUGCAGCGGACGCACCGCCAUCUGCAAAGAGGUGCUGAAUGACACCUGGGUGUCUUUCCCGUCCUGGUCGGAGGACUCCACCUUCGUCAGCUCCAAGAAGACGCCAUACGAGGAACAGCUCCACCGCUGCGAGGACGAGAGGUUUGAGUUGGAUGUGGUGUUGGAGACCAACCUGGCCACCAUCCGCGUGCUGGAGAGUGUCCAGAAGAAGCUGUCGCGCAUGUCACCUGAGGACCAGGAGCGAUUCCGAUUGGACGAUUGUCUGGGCGGCACCUCUGAGGUCAUCCAGCGUCGCGCUGUCUACCGUAUCUAUGGCGACAAGGCGCCCGAGAUCAUCGAGGGGCUGAAGAGGAGCCCGGCCACCGCUGUACCUGUGGUGCUCAAGAGGUUGAAGGCUAAGGAGGAUGAGUGGCGUGAGGCCCAGCAGGGCUUCAAUAAGAUCUGGCGUGAGCAGUAUGAGAAGGCCUACCUCAAGUCGCUCGACCACCAGGGGGUUAACUUCAAACAGAACGACAUGAAGGCCCUGCGCUCCAAGAGCCUACUCAACGAGAUCGAGAGUAUAUACGAUGAGCGUCAGGAGCAGAGUACGGAGGAGGGUGGCGUGGGUCAUCAGCGUGACGGCAGCGGUGGCAGCUCCGCCUCCCCCAGCGAGCCGCACAUGGUCUUCAGCUACGAAGACAAACAGAUCCUGGAGGACGCGGCUGCCCUCAUCAUCUACCACGUCAAGAGGCAGCCCACCAUCCACAAGGACGACAAGGACCACAUCAAACGCAUCAUGCAGCACUUCGUUCCUGACCUGUUCUUCGCGCGCCGCGGUGAGCUCAGCGAGACUGAGGACUGGACGGAUGAGGAGAACGAGGCCGAGGAGGCCGGAGGAGAGAGAGGAGGAGGAGGAGAGCGGGGAGGCAACACGGGAGGAGUCACUCCUACUACCCCCAGCACCACAGGAGGAGCGCCAGGAGCUGGAGGAGGAGGAGGAGAGCCAGGAGGAGUAGGAGGAGGUCCAGGAGGAGCUCAGCAGCAGCAGCAGCAGCCUCCUCAGCUCCCGUCACAACAGCCAGCGCAGCAGCUGAACGGAGACUCGCGGAGACGCCGCUGCACCUCCCCGCCCAGCUCCACCCCCACCUCCGACACCCCCACGGGGGGCACCACCCCGACCCAGCACACACCCCUGUCGGGCCCAGCAGGGCACCCCACCACGAGCAACAGCAGCAGCAGUGGUCCAGGAGGAGAGACCAGCAGCACUGGAGGAACCUCCACCACCACCACGGCCCCAGGAGGUGCGUUAACCAGAGGUGCAUCGUCGGGGGAGAAGCUGGACCUGCGCGACCCGGAGGCGGAGCAUCAGAAGGAGCUGGACGGCGUCUACAACCUGCUCUUCGUCAACAACAACUGGUACUUCUUCCUGCGUCUGCACCAGACGUUGUGUGCGCGGCUGCUGCGGGUCUACAGGCAAGCGGAGAGGCAGCUACUUGACCACCGCGCCGAGCAGAGUCACCAGCGCCUCCUGAUGGCCGAGGGGUGGAGGGACAAGCCCAGCGACCUCGCCAUGGAGCUGCGGCUCAAGCAGCCAAGUGAGGUGGAGCUUGAGGAGUACUACCCGGCGUUCCUGGACAUGGUGCGCAGCCUGCUGGAUGGCAACCUGGAGUCCACGCAGUACGAGGACACGCUAAGGGAGAUGUUCACCAUCCACGCCUACAUCGGCUUCACCAUAGACAAACUCAUACAGAACAUCGUCAGACAGCUCCAGCACCUGGUGAGCGACGAGGUGUGUCUGCAGGUGGCGGAGCUGUACCUGGGGGAGCGUAAGAGGGGCGCGGCGGGGGGCAACCUCUCCUCACAGUGCGUACGUGCAGCAUGGGAGACCAGCUACCAGUGGAGGGCAGAGAGGGUCAUGGCAGAGGAGAACUGCUUCAAGGUGAUGUUUAUCCAGAAUAAGGGCGAGGUGACCCUGACUAUCGAGCUGCUGGACACGGAGGAGGCCCAGGCUGACGACCCCCUAGACGUCCAGAGCCUGUCCAGCUACAUGGAGCAGCUGGUGGGCAACGACACCUCACUAUGCCCACAGAGCGAGGGAUACUUCAAACCUGUAUUCCUGCCCAGGAACUUGCGCCACUUCCGGCUGUGGCAGGUGCGUCAGGUGGAGGCCAUGCGUUGUCGUCGGGAGUGGCAUCGCCAGCUGGGCGUGGAGAGCGCGGGCAGCCUGGACUGCCGAUUCAAACUCAACACACACAAGAUGGUGUUCGUCAUGAACUCAGAAGACUACAUGUACCGACGCGGAGCACUCGUCAAGGCUAGGAAGUCUCAGCAGCGGGUGGCGCUGGCACAGCGUGAACGCUUCAGGCGAUGGCAGCAGGGCUGGCUGGGGGAGCACGUGAGCGCGGCGGGGGAGCGCGGCGUGCAGCAGUGGCUUCUGGGAGAGCAGGCGGAGGACAUGCUGCCCUGCAAGACCACCUGCACCGCCACACACCUCAAAGGCCUGGCCGUCAACCGCUACCAAGUGGCCUACAGCAGCAAGCCACCCGCGUCACCCUGAGGACAGAGGACAACACCACGGCACACACACACACACACACACACACACACACACACACACACACACACACACACACACACACACACACACACACACACACACACACACCUCAAGGGGCAGGCCGUCAACCGCUACCAAGCGGCCUACAGCAGCAACAAACCACCCGCAUCACCCUGAGGACAAUGCCCUGCCACUGCACACCACACACACACACACACACACACACACACGCACACGCACACGCACACGCACACACACACACACACACACACACACACACACACACACACACACCUCAAAGGCCUGGCUGUCAACUGCUACCAAGUGGCCUACAGCAGCAAACCACCCGCAUCACCCUGAGGACAGAGGACAACACCACACCACACCAUGGCCUGCCCUGCCCUGCCCUGUCCUGUCUGGAUCAUAGUGUGUAUGUAUGUAUGUAUGAGAAAGUCUGUCUGUCUGUCUGUCUGUCUGUCUGUCUGUCUGUCUGUCUGUCUGUCUGUCUGUGUGUCUGUGUGUCUGUCUGUCUGUGUGUGUGUGAGAGAGAGAGAGAGAUAAUGUUUGUGUGUUUGUGUUUGUGAGUUUUGUUUGUGUGUCCGACAGAGGUCUGGGUUGACCUUUGUCACCCCUUCCCCACCUCCACCACCCCUUCACCCAUCUCCGGGUGACUGCUCUCCAAGGGACUGAUCCACAGCCUGGAGACACACACACACACACACACACACACAGACUGACCAUUGUGGAGGACUCCCAGCUUGGCUGCCUCGUUGGUCUCUACUGGUCCACCACCACCACCACCAGUACUGCCCACAGAGCCCAUGACCGCUUUGGUGGGGCCCAGGACAGAGUCAUCUGAAAGACCCCCCCCCCCC
Molecule: messenger RNA, 5305 nt
Organism: Engraulis encrasicolus (European anchovy)
Lineage: Eukaryota; Metazoa; Chordata; Actinopteri; Clupeiformes; Engraulidae
Gene: sin3b
Product: SIN3 transcription regulator family member B
Exons: 22
Coding region: 390-4430 (1346 amino acids)
Biological process (GO): negative regulation of transcription by RNA polymerase II
Cellular component (GO): chromatin; Sin3-type complex
Molecular function (GO): transcription corepressor activity
Source: RefSeq, a predicted model, not a curated record